Molecule: messenger RNA, 4142 nt
Organism: Columba livia (rock pigeon)
Lineage: Eukaryota; Metazoa; Chordata; Aves; Columbiformes; Columbidae
Gene: USP30
Product: ubiquitin specific peptidase 30
Exons: 13
Coding region: 80-1609 (509 amino acids)
Biological process (GO): protein deubiquitination
Cellular component (GO): nucleus; cytosol
Molecular function (GO): cysteine-type deubiquitinase activity
Source: RefSeq, a predicted model, not a curated record
CCGGGCAACGCGCGUCACUUCCGGCGCUCCGCCGGCCGCUCCGCCGCGCCGCCCGCCCGCGGGUCCCGGUUCCGGGGCGAUGGUGAUGCCCGGCGGCGUCGCGGAGGCGGACGGGCCGGUGCGGCGGCUGCUGCGGGCCGGGGCGGUGGCCAGGUACAAGGUGAUGAAGAACUGGGGCGUUCUCGGGGGGGUGGCGGCGGCCGUGGCCGCGGGGAUGUACGUGCUGUGGGGACCCAUCACCGAGAGGAAGCGGCGCAGGAAAGGGCUUGUACCCGGCCUUCUGAACUUGGGAAACACCUGCUUCAUGAACUCCCUGCUGCAAGGUUUAUCCUCCUGCCCGUCCUUCAUCAAGUGGCUGGAGGAAUUUACAGCCCAAUACAAGACAGACCAGAACCCGUCCACUAAGCAUCGCUACUUGUCAGUCACUCUGCUGCAUCUCCUAAAAGCUCUGUCCUGUCAGGAGGUGACAGAAGACGACGUCCUGGACGCCAGCUGCCUGCUGGAAGUGUUACGGAUGUACCGGUGGCAGAUCUCUUCCUUCGAAGAGCAGGAUGCUCAUGAACUCUUCCAUGUCCUCACAUCUUCAUUAGAAGACGAACGAGAUCGUCAGCCACGUGUGACACAUCUGUUUGAUGUACAUUCGCUGGAGCAGCCAGCAAUAACCCAAAAGCAAAUAAGCUGCAGAACAAGAGGGUCUCUUCCCCCUGUGUCAGAUCACUGGAGAUCUCAGCAUCCUUUUCACGGGCGGCUGACCAGCAACAUGGUUUGCAAACACUGUGAGCACCAGAGUCCUGUGAGGUACGACACCUUCGACAGUCUCUCACUGAGUAUUCCAGCCGCUGUCUGGGGUCGUCCUAUGACGCUGGACCACUGUCUCCAUCAUUUCAUCUCCUCUGAAUCUGUAAAGGAUGUUGUGUGUGACAACUGCACUAAAAUUCGGGCAGAAGGGACUCUGAAUGGACAGAACAUAGAAAACCAGAGAACAACAUUUGUUAAGCAAUUAAAGUUAGGAAAGCUCCCUCAGUGUUUGUGCAUCCACCUGCAAAGGCUGAGCUGGUCAAACCAAGGCACUCCUCUGAAACGGCACGAACACGUCCAGUUCAACGAGUUCCUCAUCAUGGACAUCUACAAAUAUCGCAUCCCUGUGCAUAAAUCAAGCCAGAAUGAGCUGAACCAGAAAAACUCUGAAGAGGCAAUGCCUGGAACAAAGGAUGGGAUGGCAGUAAAACCAUCAGAUGCAGAACAGCCGUCUGGUCCUAAGCCACUCUUCAUGAAUGGUGCCUGCUCCUCUUCAUUUUUAACGUCCUCGGGAACUUUCCCACUUGCUGCAUUCCCUGAGUACAGUUCCCCCGUGUACCUCUACCGUCUGAUGGCAGUCGUGGUUCACCACGGAGACAUGCACUCGGGACACUUUGUAACGUACCGCCGCUCGCCGCCUUCUGCGAAGCACCCGCUGGCCGUCAGCAGCCAGUGGCUGUGGAUUUCGGAUGACACCGUUCGCAAAGCCAGCUUGCAGGAGGUCCUUUCUUCUAGCGCUUACUUGCUUUUCUACGAGCGUGUUCACUCAAGGGCGCAGCACCAAAGCUUGGAGCUGAGGGCUGAAGAGUGAUGAUGAGAGCAGAAGAAGGACAAAAACUGACAAAAUUCCUCUAAUGAGAUCUACGUUGCACCUCCUGUCCAUUAUGCAAGUAACCCACCACAGGCCCUUUAACGUCCCCCUCCCUCUGGCAAUGGCUGGCUCCUGCUGGGAGUGUUUUGUACCAAAAUUACGCUGCCCAAAGUUGGUCUGCUAACGUUGUGCAGUCCGAAGUAUAUCUGCAUUAAAGGAGCGUUCAUUCUGUUAAGUAGUAAUGUUGUCAACAUCACGGCUCUGAAACAGACUUUUCACACAGACUUCCUAAGGGUAUUUUCCAUAUUCUGAUGCAUACAUAAAUUUUCAAAGGGAGAUGCUUUAUACGCAUUUCACUGCAGACCUUUCUGAACAGGGGAGCCCUAGAAGCAGUCACUGGGAAGCUGCUGUUAUCAAAGGCAAUGAUUUAAGAAACAAAGUGCCUUGAGCUUAUUCAGAGAGCUACAUCACCAUUGUCUGAGUUCACUGUGUGUCCAUUACGUUCUGAUAAAUGCCUCAAGAUGAUGGGAUGAACUACUAACAGAAUCGGAUUUCUCUUGGUAUCCCAGCUAAUCAACAAAUAAGGCUUCUCUGCAUGCACGAUCCAAAAAACAACUUCCCUGUUCACAUGAUUUCCCUGAUAUUUUCCCUAAUAUUUUAGUUCUUUAUACAUCACAAAAGUACUUCUGCUGAUUCAAAGUGGUUUCCUUUUUUUAUCUAUUAAGAGCCGAGACCCCAAUUUAUUGCUCUGUCUUUGGAACAGAUCUGAAAUGAAGAGCCAGAAGUGUUUGCCUCCCAAUCAGUAUUGUCAUUUCCUUUGUCACUAUGAAACUGUUGAGUAUGGUUGCUUGUAGGAUCGACUACAACUUUUAAUGCUGUGAUUUCAAGGCUACUGUUAUUUGUGUUCUAGACUCGCCCUUCCUAUUUUAAUGCUGAAAACUACCAUUUCUCAUCAGCCAUUCCAACACUUGAGCUUACAGUCGAGCUUUAGAGCUUGUACCGGUCGUGAUUGUGAGCUGAGCUGUACAGCAACCCCAGCAUCCUCGUUACGUUGGACACACACAAUUACGUUGGGACUAGCGGCACUUUCUUGCUGCUGAACUGCUUCCCAAGACCUGAGAAGAUGAGUGUCACCGCAUUAGAUACACAGAUUGCCAAAUCAGUACAAGUAAGGUGUCCUUUGCUGCUCUAGAUUGUUUGACAUGUUAAGGGAAAAAAAAAAUCCAAACAAAGGGAGGGAGAAGCAGCAAAAAUUAUCCUUUUGACUGCUUUUAAAUGACCAGGAAUAAAAUAUAUAGGCUAUUUUUAGCUCUUUUCUAUCCUUGCAAGCUUGGAGGGAAAGAUUACUACAUCAGACAAGCUUUUUCAGUGUAAAACAGCAACUACGUUUUCAUAUGGUAACAACUGUCUUAAUAGAUUUUUAGGACAACUCUGUGCCUCAGACAUUCGCAUUGCUGGCCAAAGCUCAUAGGCAUUCAGAGCUCCGCUCGUAAGCAGCCAAAAUCAGAGUGGCAAUAGAUGUUUAGGAAAAACUAUUUACAUAGCUCAUCAUUCCAGAGUAUGGGUCACAAUUGCUGCUCCAAGUAAUGCUUAUAGCACAUAAGAGGCUUUACAAAUCCACUGAUGUUCCUGAGAAGGAAAAACAUCUUGCAAAGCAUCCAGCUCCAGCAGGUCAAGCAUUUGUACCUCUACAAUUCAAAACAUUUCCACUGCCAGCAGUGUAUAUUCUGCACUACCUGUCCUCAACAGGGCCUGUUAAAAGUUUUUAACUCUGAAUUUUUGUGAAGUUCAUCUGAACAGGUCACUUUGUUUAGAAAGCAGUAACGCUGGAGGUGGGUCAGGCCAUCCACACGCAGUAGAAUAAGUCUUAAACUCAUCAGCUGGUAACAGAGAUGUGAAGCCAUAUAUUACUGCAAAAUUGCUUUUUCAAUAUAUUUUGUUUUUCCUUUUGCAUAGAGCUGCUUUCCAACUGGGGCCAGUUUGAGAAUGAAAGCACAGUCACUGUAAGACACAGAUGAACUGCUCAGUUUACUCUGAAAGCUUCCUCAAGGGCUAUAAGGCUGAGGGUUGAGUAGUCAGCAUUUGUUCUAGCUGUCACCGUUAGGAAGGAGGAGAAGGUCAUGGCUUAGCCCUCAGGGUGGGGAAGCAAGCAAGUAUCAGCACCUCAGUCCUGGUCCUGAGCUGUUGUAGCUACUCCCAGCCUACACGGAACAUCCAAGACCUCUGCAGGUGUUGCCACCCAACCCUCGCCUGAAGUCAUGGGCUCUGUGCAGGCAAAUGAGACUCAUCAAACUCGCAAGCUUCCACGGUGGAGAAGGUGGUAAUAAAAUGUAAAGGCUUUAAAAAAAAAAUCAUAUAAGACCUCCAAGAUGACAUCUCUGUGUUUGGAUUAUUCUUGUCUUAUUUUGUGCAUUAUUUAAAAAUGUAUGAUACUAUAGUCAAACUGCUGCACUGCUGUUUGAAGUUGCAUUUUCACUUCGGGGUAUUUUUGUAAUUGUACAGUAGCAAUAAAAGAACAAACUUAUUAGAAAAA